AUGUCCAAGUCUCUCCGCCAAGCCAAGAUCACCCCCCACCGCUCCAGCACCCGGGGUCACUCUGACCAUGGCUGGCUCAACACAUACCACAGCUUCUCCUUCGCUGACUGGUAUGACCCAAGAUUCUCUCACUUUGGCUCUCUCCGCGUCCUGAACGAGGACCGGGUCAAGGCCAACUCGGGUUUCCCCACGCAUCCUCACCGCGACUUUGAGAUCUUCAGCUACAUCCUCGGUGGAGAGCUUACACACCGAGACUCAAUGCUUGCCAAGGGCAAAGAGGGAGGCCAGUCGGACAAGUUUUAUCGUAUGCACCGUGGCGAUGUUCAGUUCACCACUGGAGGAACUGGUAUUGCUCACUCGGAGAUGAACGAGCACAAGUCAGAUACCGUUCACUUCCUCCAGAUCUGGGCCAUCCCCUGGAAGCGUGGCCUGACUCCCCGAUACCACACCCGCCACUUUAGCGAAGAGUCCAAGAGACUCGGCUUCGUCAACAUCCUGAGCCCUCUCAAGGGAGGCGAAGAGGCAACUGUUCAGCAGGAAAAGGACGCCGAGGCUGUUCUCCCCGACACCAUCCCCAUCCACGCUGACUUUGUCAUGUCUGCCGGCAUCAUCGAGCCCAGCAAGACAUUUGAGUGGACAGUUGGAGGAGGGGCCACCCAGGAGGCAAAGAGAAAGGUCUAUGUGCACUUGCCCAUGACCAAGGGAGGAAACGCCAAGAUCCGACUUGACGGCCGGGAGGAUGCCGAGCUUUCGGAGGGCGACGGCGCCUUUAUUGAGGGUGUCAACGCCGGCGACAAGCUGUCGGUAGAGAGCAUUGGAAGCGCCGAUGCAGAGGUCAUCGUCUUGGAUACUGCUUAG
Fusarium vanettenii 77-13-4 is the source of this 858-nucleotide messenger RNA. RefSeq lists its product as uncharacterized. The transcript has a single exon. Bases 1 to 858 code for a protein of 285 amino acids. The record is from RefSeq and is a predicted model, not a curated record. Lineage: Eukaryota; Fungi; Ascomycota; Sordariomycetes; Hypocreales; Nectriaceae.